This is a messenger RNA of Sphaeroforma arctica JP610, 1949 nucleotides long. RefSeq lists its product as hypothetical. The record is from RefSeq and is a predicted model, not a curated record. Gene Ontology annotation, biological process: transcription initiation at RNA polymerase II promoter; positive regulation of transcription elongation by RNA polymerase II. Gene Ontology annotation, molecular function: RNA polymerase II general transcription initiation factor activity; TFIIF-class transcription factor complex binding; DNA binding. Bases 165 to 1763 code for a protein of 532 amino acids. Lineage: Eukaryota; Ichthyosporea; Ichthyophonida. Gene Ontology annotation, cellular component: nucleus; transcription factor TFIIF complex. The transcript is spliced from 13 exons.
CAGAAGCCUCCCAACAGUAUAUACAAUACACGCAAUUCCUACACUAUCAACGCAAGUAAGGAUAGUAUACCCAGGUUAGCGCAGGAACAUAUACACACUCUUACACGCACAUAUAUAAAGUCCAUAUCAGACGGCGCUAAACAUCCAAAUCGCGCAAUCACAGCAUGUUUACGCCGAAAGUGGGACGUGGAAGGGGUGGUCGAGGCGGUGGCCCUGGACGGCCCAGUCGACACACGCAAGUGCCCACGAAACUACUAAACACAACGUUCAAUCCCAACUACAAACCACCCCCCAAUCCCAACAAGAAAGCUGCAGUUGAUUUUGUACGAUCCGCUCCGGGAGAAGGAAGAAAGCCUGACGGGACUUCGCAAGCUCGUGUGCUGAACAACGAAGAGGAAGAGGAAGACUUGGGGCCGUGUACAGAGUAUAAUGUCAUCAGAGGCAGCAUCGGGCACGAUACGGAUGCAACGCAUAUUAUUAAAUUUCAAGGCAGAGAGAUUCCUGUCGAUGAUAUCAGCGAUUUGCAAAUGAGGCGAGUGGUCGAUCCCAACUAUGUCAAGAGAGUUCGCGAGGUAGAAGUCGUCCCAGAGAAAGGAGCUGGGAGUGUAUACAAGAGUAGCAAUAAAGUGGGUAAGGUCAAACGUCGAUGGCGGCCGAGAGGCGAACGCGAAAUGUUGUGGGAAAUGGAUCUGGAGCAGAAGAGCGAAACAACACGAUUUAAUGGACACCGCGAGAAACUUGAACAACACUAUAUGCUGUUUGUCAAUGAUGGCAAAGGCAAUUUCGAGGUCAUUCCGACGGACAACUGGUACAAGUUCACACAGGAGGUCAAGUACGAAACGAUGUCACUGGAGGAAGUAGAAGCCGAGAUGAAGAAAAAGAAAAGUGGUGACCGGUGGGUGCAAACUAGACUGAAGGCUCGCGAAGAAAAACAGGAAGAACAGAAGGCCGCGCUCUCGACGGCCAUGAGUGGGCAAACCGGUGCACAGAGUGACUCGGAAGAGGAGGAUGCCAUCAACGACCCGCUAGAUAUUGUGACCAAGCAUGAUAAGAAGAUGGCGAAGAAGGCCGCGGGUAAGCGUAAAGUCGAGAGGGAAGAUAUGGAGUACGAGGCGGAAUUCACGGACGACGAAGCGGGAGCCGUAACACAGGAGGCACUCGAAGAAACCGAAGAGUACGAAGCACCGCCCGAGAGCGACUCGGACGACGAAGACGGCGAACCCGCCGAGGACGAGCUCACAAAGACGGGCAAAGAACUGAGGAAGAAACUUAAAGACGGGGUGGAUGACGCGGACUUGCCUGCCACCAACGCAGAUGACAAUGCGGAUGAUUCGGAUGAUGAGCUGGGUGUGGUAAUUAAACCGACCACAAGCAAACCCCCGCCUCAAACCCAACCUCAACCCCAAGUUAGGAAAGCACCGGCCGCGCCGAGAGUCAAAAGGGAGGCUGCCCCGAAGGCCCAGAAACGACCCAGAGAAGAAAUAGAUGACUCAGCAAAGAAUAUUCCCAUGAAAAGACUAAAACCAGAGUCAAUCUCCCCCUUCACGGAGGAGGAAGUAUGCAAGCUGAUUAUGUCCAUGGAGAACGCCAGUAUCAAAGAUAUCCUAGCGAAGGACAAGAAGAUUAAACGUACAAUCGGCAGGGACAAGGCAGAGAAGCAAAGAUUUAUCGACAUUAUGAACAAGGUCACGAAAAAGAAUGAGACUGGACAGACAAAGACAUACACUCUUAAACCGAAGUUCAAGGAGCUGUACAACUUAUAACCUCGAAGCUUGCAACGAAAGCUGAUAAGAUCGCAUGCACAAGAAAACUUAAGUUUAAACGAGAUUACUAUAUUAAGAUGCCAGUAAACCUUGCGCAAUAGUAGUCACGCAAAUUCUUGGCAAAUGAUACUCAAACUAGUGAUCUGAUGUAGACUAUUUGAUAAAUGAUACUCAAACUAGUGAUCU